Messenger RNA from Auanema sp. JU1783, 2469 nucleotides. The record is from the annotation of a GenBank genome assembly. NCBI's taxonomy places the organism in Eukaryota, Metazoa, Nematoda, Chromadorea, Rhabditida, Rhabditidae.
AUGCUCCGAAGGCGUUUCGAGAAUCUUAUUCAAGAUGGCAUUGUUGAAGGACAGAGGUUCGCUUUGAGCAGUGAUCUGUGGAGAUAUGCUACGGCUACGGCUCACUGUGAUUUACUUAUUACUAUGAAAGCUAAUCCAAAUGAUCCGGAAGAGUCAAAGGAAGCAACAAUUCAGCUAAUUAAUAUAAUUAAGAAAUAUGAGCCGAAUAUCAAGAUUCAAGUAAGACAUCAUUUGCUCAAAGAUUGCUAUGCUCUCUAUAUCACUGCGGAUUAUAAGAGUUUACUGAAAGGGGCUGAGUUAUGUCACAUCAAGAAGCCAAUAAAAAAUAAGUUUGGUGGUGGACUGAGAGAGUUUUGUUUUGAGGACGCUCAGUUUUUCACGGGGGUAGAAGGAAGGAAUACAUUCUUAACUGGCAUGGAAAGAGCUUUGAUAGUGAAACAAAUGAUCGAUAUGAUCCGAGCUCCUGCAGGCGGGCUUAAAAUAGAACUACCUGAUAAACGGAUAAUCAUAGGUGAAGGAAUGGGCGUAGUGUCAAGAUUGAUAUCGAAUGACAUCGUGGAGAAUGUGUUGCCACUACACAACUCAGAUUUCCUUAAACAUCUCCAACAGCGUUGGGUACUCUCUUUCGGAGAACAACCAAUUGAUAUGAUCAAAGAUUACUUUGGUACGGAAAUCGGGAUGUAUUUUGCUUGGCUAGGACAUAUGACAACAGCGCUUUGGUUUCCUGCCAUAUUAGGAGUGCUGAUGUUUUUCUUCGGCGGUUUCAAGUAUCAUAAACAUGAGAGCGAGCACACUGAGAAAAUGUCAGAUUCUGAACAAUUAUGGUCGGAUAUUUCAUUUGUGGCUUUCGCAUUCUUCAAUUGUGUUUGGUCAACAGCAUAUCUGGAAUCGUGGAAGCGAAAACAAGCUGAAUAUUCAUUCAAAUGGGGGACUUUCGAUUCAAAUUCUGAUUUAUUUCUACAGGAUCCUCGACCAGCUUUCCAAGGAGAUUACCUUGCUCCGAACCCUGUAUCAGGCCGUAUGGAGCCAUUUUAUCCAGCUUGGAAGCAUGCCAUCAUUAGAUACGGGGUAACAUAUCCCCUCACCGUGUUUUGUGUAUUAUUCAUGUUCAUGGCUAUGUUAGUCAUUUUCAUGAUACAGGAUGCUUUUGAUUAUUAUUUCGGAUCCUCAUUCUUUUUAAAAAUAUUUUGUUAUCUGCCAAUGAUUGUGUACGCGUUGAUGAUUGUAAUCAGUGACAAACUGUACAGAUUACUAGCGCUUUAUCUGAAUGAUCUUGAAAAUUAUCGAACUGAUGACGAGUACGAGAACUUCUUGAUUACCAAAAUAGUAGUUUUCCAAUUUGUGACGGCAUUUGGAUCUUUGUUCUACAUUGCCUUUUUUCUCAAGGAUAUGAAAAGACUUCAGGAGACGUUGGCCACUUUACUUAUCACUCGUCAAGUUACUCAAAAUAUUAUGGAAACUGCUGUUCCAUUUAUUAUCGAAAAACUGAAACUGAGUCGUUUAACAUACAAAAUGACUAGGAGUAUGAGUGAUGAGACUUUGCGACGACACGUAGAGGAAGUUCGGAAGAAACGAGAGAGUUUCAGUAGCAGUACAGAAGAAUUUUCUCCUCCCCGGUCACCUACCUUUAGUCUUGGAUCCCCAACUACAGAGAUAAGAAGGCGGUUUUCUCAAAGACGCAUGGUUGGAACGGAUAAUCAACUGCAUUUGCUAAAUAAUUAUCCCUCCCGGUCUGCUGACAGUUUCCAUUUUCGUUCACCUCGUCUUCCUAUCCCUGAGUUUUGUCCGGACUCCACAAAUGGUUUGGAACUGGGUCAAGCUGAAUUAGAGAGUUUGAUGUCUGUUUAUGCAAGGCCUUUAGAUGAUUUUUUGGAAAUGUUUAUACAAUUUGGCUAUGUUCUACUAUUCUCUCCUGCUUUUCCAUUAGCUGCUUUUUGUGCCUUGAUCAACAAUCUCAUUGAAAUAAGAGUAGAUGCCUUCAAGCUUUGUAAUACAGUUCAACGUCCAUUCGGCCGACAAGUUCGAGAUAUUGGCGCCUGGCAGAAAGCUAUGGAGAUUCUCGGAAUUGUUGGCGUUAUUGUGAAUUGUGCCCUGAUUGGUCAAUCAGGAUUAGUUCAACGCAUCUGGCCGGAUUUGAGCUGGGGAGGACAGGUUCUUAUCAUAGUAAUAUUGGAGCAUAUCAUCUUAACAUCCAAACUGAUUAUCGACGUAGCUGUACCGGAUGUUCCUCACUGGAUACGCAUAGAGACUGCGAAGCAAGAACAUUAUAGACGAGAGGCGUUUAAGAGAGAGUCACGAAUGAAUAUGGGAGAUCGGUCACGAGAAGCAUCACCUUCAACUACACCAUUAUCAGAAGAAAAACGUCUCAUGCUGGAUCGAAAGAGUUCAUUUAGACAAAGGCGCUCGAUGACACCAAUGAGGCCAAGCUCGCUUCGUAGACGUGAUAAUAGUAAUUGCAUCGAUUCUUAA